This is a messenger RNA of Hydra vulgaris (swiftwater hydra), 1094 nucleotides long. RefSeq names its product ceramide-1-phosphate transfer protein. Gene Ontology annotation, molecular function: lipid transfer activity. NCBI's taxonomy places the organism in Eukaryota, Metazoa, Cnidaria, Hydrozoa, Anthoathecata, Hydridae. Gene Ontology annotation, cellular component: cytoplasm. The record is from RefSeq and is a predicted model, not a curated record. Gene Ontology annotation, biological process: intermembrane lipid transfer.
AAUAGUAGAAGACUCGCUUGUGCUUUUUAUCCAAUGAGGGCGUAUAUUUAACGUUGUCAAUAGAAGCUUCAUAAUUGUUCGAUUCAUAAUUUCGAUACAAUUAGUUCUUGUUUACGUUAGUUCCUUUAACUCUGCUAAUGGCGCUUCACUAUUUAUGAAAAGAAAAAACGUGCUUUGCAUUUUUCUUUUUCUGUUAACUGUUCUUUUUACUUUUGAACUGCUGAAAAAUAUCGAUGAAAUAAAACCGCAAGCUCGUAAGUGGCAUUCAGGUGCACUAAAAAGUUUAAAUGAAAAUCAUUCUAAAUUAAAAAGCUCUGUUUUGCUUCGUAACUCUUUGAACAUGUCUUUUGAUAUUGAUAUUGUAAUUUCAUCAUUUAAAAAAAGUGUUGAAGAUAAAUUAAAUCUUGAGCAAUACAAUCGAGGAUACAAUGAACUUUAUUCAUUCUUUCUUGUGCUUGGUACAGUGUUUAAGUUUAUUGCAUCUGAUGUUCGUGAAAAGAUAGACAUUUUGGAAUCUUUCCAAAAAGGAAAAAAUCAAGAGCAUUAUACUCAUACUGAAAAAAUGAUUAUCUAUGAGAUUCAAAUGAAUAAAGAUGACCCAACCAUUCCUUUACUUGGAUCCAGAACACUAUUGCGACUUCAUCGUGCUUUAAAAUUUACUUAUCUUUUCCUAGAUGGUCUUAUUCUACUUAAUGAUGAUGAUAACCUCUCUUCUAUGGCAAUUACAAUGUAUAACAAAAGUUUGGCAAAUCAUCAUCCUUGGUUAAUACGCAAUGCAGCUAAGUUAGCUAUGUAUUCGUUGCCUAAUAAGAAGACUUUGAUUAACCAAAUUGCUAAAGAUGCAGACAAAGAACUUCUUUCACAGAAAUUACGAGAAGGAGUUGCUGCUCUGGAAGUGGCUUAUAAAGAAAUUGAAGAUUUGUACACUAAAAAUAAUUUGCAUUCAUUGCCCUAGUUAUUUAUUUUGUUUUUCUGAAGAUUUUUAAAUUAGUUCUUGUAAUGUUUUAACAGUUACAGUUUUUUACUGUUUUUUUUUUUUUAAUAUAUAUAUAUAUAUAUUUUGUAAGCUAAAAUAAGUUAAAGUUAUUUUUCGA